CUUUCUUGCAAUUGAUGAAAGAGAUAAUAAGUUAAUAGCUGAAGCCAAAAAUUUACCAGUCCAAAGAAUAGUUCCAGUUUUUGCUGAUUCUUCUCAACUUCCUGUGUCACUUAUUAAAUCAAAAAGUAAAAAAACAAAAUCUAGUUCCAGUUUUAAAUUGUUCAGAUCGGCUUCUGUAGUAUCAACCUCCAGUAAACUAUUGAAAUCACGACCUAGUUCUUUAAAUUAUCAAAGCUAUGAUAUUGAUAACAGACUUGAUUCUGUAAAAAUCGAUUCUUCACCAGAUUUAUCACCGGCUUUACAAGCAGCUACUCUUAAUUCUACACCAGUUUUACCAAUUGCUACUCUUAAUUCUGCACCAGUUUUACCAGCAGCUAUUUUUAAUUCUAAUCUAGUUUUACCGGCUGCUACUAUAAAAUCAAAACCUCCAAAGAUUGAAACUCUUUAUAAUUUUCUCGAUUUUCAAUCAUUUGAUGGUUCAUUUUUGCCAUCUACUAAAUUUUAUUCUUGGUUUGAUAAAAAUAAUUUUGAAGAUUUUAAGGCUAUUGAAGUUGAAAAUGAGAAAAUAUUAUGCACUGCCUUAGCGAUGGCAUAUUUGGAAAUUAUAAUGUUUGAAACAUUUAAGGAAGAAUGUGAAAUGUGUUAUGAAAAAGCUGAAAAGGUUUUGAAAAAAGAUGUUGUUUAUAAGCAAAAGAUUAAUGAGAUUUUGAAAAAAGUUAAAGAAUGGGUUAAAAAGUGGGCUGACGAAUAA
This is a messenger RNA of Racocetra persica, 751 nucleotides long. The record is from the annotation of a GenBank genome assembly. Lineage: Eukaryota; Fungi; Glomeromycota; Glomeromycetes; Diversisporales; Gigasporaceae.